AGCCAUGUGAAGCCUUUUCACAAUGUCCUUUUGCAUCCUGUUACAUAUGCCAGCCAGAAUGCUUUUGUGGCUAUUCUGACCCACAAUCCUUUGCGCAGUGGGUAAAUUCUCUACACAUAGCCGACAUUUUUACGAGAGGACCUCCCAACACAUGUUUUUUUGAACACACUCUUCGAUAACCCAGAAGGUGCUCUAUCCUAAGCGAAAGCAUUCUUCUUGACCUGAGUUUUUUGACUGAAAAAAGUGUAGUAAAUAGGAGGGAUGGAGUGUAGGGAGAGCUUUCUACAAUGUCUUAGCUGGGGAUUAAUCUUUAGUGCAGUGGCAUAUUUUAUCAAGCAGACCAAGACUCACACUCCUUAUGGACGCUAUGUGGGCUGUGAUGGACCUCCAGGAAGAACAUGUCCAGCCAAAGUUGCCUGGUUCCUUCAGGAGCUACCUUCUUUCCUGGUGCCUGUGCUCCUAGUCCUAACCACCGACUCCCAGCACAGCCUGGGCAGAAACCUGCUUCUCUGGACCUUCUGUCUGCAUUACUUUCAAAGGACAUUUAUCUACUCCUUGCUUAACAAAGGCCGGCCUUCUCCUCUCUACAUUGUUGUCUCUGCAAUGGUCUUUUGCACAGUCAACGGUUUUCUCCAGGCCCACUACUUGCUCCACUGUGCCACCUACGAUGGUGCCUGGUUGACAGACAUUCGUCUGGGUUUUGGUUUACUUCUGUUUUUCUUAGGUAUGGCUAUAAACAUUCAUAGUGACCACAUUCUGCGAAAUUUGAGAGAGCCAGGAGAAGUUGUUUACAAGAUUCCUAAAGGUGGAAUGUUUGAGUAUGUAUCUGGUGCAAACUUCUUUGGAGAGAUAGUGGAGUGGGUUGGGUACGCCAUUGCGACAUGGUCCAUAUCUACAUUCUCAUUUGCCCUUUUCACUCUAUGCGCCAUUGGACCGCGAGCUUAUCAUCAUCACAGGUAUUACAAAGAAAAGUUUGAUGAGUACCCCAAGACAAGGAGAGCAGUGAUACCUUUCUUCCUAUGAAGAGGAAAAACUGCCUUAUGAAGCAAACCAGAGAGCACUGAUGCAGCCUCAUGUUUUUGCAAAAAAAAAAUGUUUCCCCUUAUCUUGUUUUUGUAGGAAAUUGAAACAUGCAUGUGACCCGUGCACUGUGCUUUUGUUUGGUUAUUAUAGUAAACAUGAAAUUCUAUACCACAAUCCACUUCACCAUCAUAAGGUUUCAUGGUUGUUUAAUGAAGGAGUGAAUAAAAGAUGUGGGGUAUAUAAUAUAUAGGGUGUGGUAUAUAUUACACAUAUAACAUGGUUUGAGCUGCAGUUCCAUUUGACAUUGGACUAAUUGUACCCCACUUGUCUCUAGGUUAGUAUAGGUUAUUAUUACAUGUAUUACAGGUUUAGUAUACUGUACUGUAUUUAUUUUGUAUAUUUAGAUAAUCCUUUAUUUGUCCCGCAGUGGUGAAAUUGCAGUUUGCAAUAACAGCAGGGUACAGUAC
Hypomesus transpacificus is the source of this 1490-nucleotide messenger RNA. RefSeq names its product steroid-5-alpha-reductase, alpha polypeptide 2a (gene srd5a2a). Gene Ontology annotation, cellular component: membrane. Gene Ontology annotation, molecular function: 3-oxo-5-alpha-steroid 4-dehydrogenase activity. The coding region runs from base 262 to 1023 and encodes 253 amino acids. Lineage: Eukaryota; Metazoa; Chordata; Actinopteri; Osmeriformes; Osmeridae. The transcript is spliced from 5 exons. Gene Ontology annotation, biological process: steroid biosynthetic process. The record is from RefSeq and is a predicted model, not a curated record.